Messenger RNA from Lodderomyces orthopsilosis Co 90-125, 1134 nucleotides. RefSeq names its product Pho23p (gene PHO23). Gene Ontology annotation, biological process: regulation of DNA-templated transcription. The transcript has a single exon. The coding region runs from base 1 to 1134 and encodes 377 amino acids. The record is from RefSeq and is a predicted model, not a curated record. Gene Ontology annotation, cellular component: Rpd3L complex; nucleus; Rpd3L-Expanded complex. NCBI's taxonomy places the organism in Eukaryota, Fungi, Ascomycota, Pichiomycetes, Serinales, Debaryomycetaceae.
AUGAAGGAGACUAGAGAGUAUAGAAGAAAAGAAAGGCAGGAACUUCAAGGAAUCAAUGAAUUCAAGAAUCGACCUCGCACCAUCAGCCAUCUUCAUGAACUCUUACCAGGAUUAAAUGACAUCAGUGAUGCAUUUGAAGCAUUACCAUUAGACAUCGUUAAAUAUUUCACGUUAUUGAAAGAAAUCGAUGCUAAAUGUAUAAACACCGUGCCACAAAUCAACCACAGGAUCAAAACCUAUAUCGACAACUUACACGUCCCUAUUGAAGAACAAAAUAAGGUGAAAGCACUAGCAGAUAAACAAAAACGAGAAAAUUCACAAUUGAAUGUGAUUAAAAACAAGAUUAAUGAAAUUAUCCCUUGUCUUGAAGAGAAAAUGCAUGUCACUUCUGUAGCUACUGAUUUAUUGAAUAAACAUAUGCGUCGAAUAAAUCAAGAUUAUAAAUUAAUUAUACAAAAUAAUGAAAUCCCAGAGAAUAUACGUAUUGGUCCCUUGGUUCAUCCAGCAAUGAUUCUUGACUCGUCACAUCCAGCUAGAGAUCUAAACGUCAAUGGUGAAGGCGUGAGUGGCGGUGGUGGAUAUGGAAAUAAUGCAACUACGGCACAAUCACAGCGUAGUGAGAGUAGAAGAGAAGCGUUGGCUGCAAGAAAGGCCAAUAAGGAUGAUGAUAAGGAUAUUGGAAGUGGAACUAAUAAAAAGAAGCGAAGUAAGGAACAGACUCCACUAGAUGGAAAGACUAAUAGUGGAAACAAUAAUAAUAGUACUGGUGGUUACACUGAUGGGAAAAAGAGAAAGAAUGAAGAUCGAAAUUCAUCUUCUUCAUCGUUGAAAAAGAAGAAAAAAGGAACUGAUGACGACGAAGACGAUGAAAUAGAUGACAAAACUGAUGGUAAAAAAUCCACAUCCACAAAUAUUGACAAAUUAAAAACAUCAGGAAAUUCUUCAAGUGGCGGAUCGCAUGAACCAACGUAUUGUUAUUGUAAUCAAGUUUCAUUCGGUGAAAUGGUUGGUUGUGAUGGUGAUGAUUGUAAACGAGAAUGGUUUCAUUUACCUUGUAUUGGAUUUAAGAAUCCACCAAAGGGAAAAUGGUAUUGUGAUGAUUGUUUAAAGAAGAUGAAGGUGAAGAAGUUGUAA